GCCCACGUGGGGCCGACGGCGACGGGCGGGCACCGCCAUGUGUCACCGCGCGGCCGCCUGGGUCACAAAGUGUGCGGGUGGGUGGCCGCCACACGCUCGUUGCAUGUGCUCGCCGCGGAGGUCCCUCCCCCUUUCCCCGCACUCCACCUCCCCCGGGCGGCAGCCGUCUCCUGCGAAGUGCGAACUGCCUGCGCCCACCCGGCCACCCUCCCCAGCCGGUCAGCCCCCACCCGGCCCCCGCGGAUCACCUGGCUGGGGGUCCAUCGGAGUCGAGAUCCGUCGGAGCCGAGAAAAAUAAUCUGGGCAUGGUGGCUGAUACGGAGAGCUCCGAUUCACUGCCUGGCAGUUCAAAUGCUUCUGCUGAGAAGCCCGUUAAUGGGUCUCCUGAGCAAAGAUCACAGGAAAAAGGUCCAAAGAAAACUCAUAAAGCUGAAAGAGAGAAGCUUAAGCGUGACCAGUUGAAUGACCUUUUUCUUGAGCUCAGCAGUAUGAUAGAUCUUGGUCGACAAAAUAAUGGAAAAGCUUCAGUAUUAGGUGAUGCUGCCCGAGUACUGCGAGAUCUGAUUACUCAAGUAGAAUCUCUUAGAAAGGAACAAUCUGCUCUUCUAACUGAACGCCAAUAUGUCAGUUCAGAGAAGAAUGAGCUGCAUGAUGAGAACUCGACACUCAAAGCCCGAAUAACAGAACUACAAAAUGAGCUUCGUGCAAGGAUGGGGAACAACAGCCUUAAUCUAAGCAGUCUUGGGAUGUUGCAUCCAAUGGCGAACACUACCAGCACUGAUUUAACGACUCAACCCAUGCCGCAUCAGACAUGGAGCAAUGUUCCUAAUUUACAAGCUGUGGCCAUGGCACACCCAACAUUGCCAUUGCAGAAUCAGCAGCACCGCUCAGCUGAUGCUGGUGAAGCUUAUACACCACGACCUCAGGAGCUGCAGCUCUUUCCAGGGACAUCAUUGUCACCAGAGCGUGAAUCUUCCCGGCUCAGAAGCGCUCCAGCUUCAUCUUCAAGCCUGACAGAUUCUUUACCAGGGCAGCUCCGCCUAAGCCUUCCACAAUCAUCGCAAGAAGGAAGCAGCAGUGGUGUAUCGCGCGGCAGAAAGGAACGGAAAAACGGUUAGCCAAUCGACAGCUCUAGAAAUCAGUAUUUGGUGAUAGUGAUUCUCCUGUAAAUGCCGAGAAACCACUCCAUUUACUGAUCCAGACCUACCGUGGUAGUUGCUCUGUAUUGCAAUGUGACUCCUUUGUUUGUAGCUCCUAUUCUAAAAACCUCUGAUCAUAUUUUGUCCGGAGCUUGCAUCACCAGAUUAUCUAAAAUUGCAGGUAGUGUGCGUUUUUCA
This is a messenger RNA of Phragmites australis (common reed), 1337 nucleotides long. Its product is annotated as transcription factor BHLH062-like. Bases 306 to 1118 code for a protein of 270 amino acids. Gene Ontology annotation, molecular function: protein dimerization activity. The transcript is spliced from 5 exons. NCBI's taxonomy places the organism in Eukaryota, Viridiplantae, Streptophyta, Magnoliopsida, Poales, Poaceae. The record is from RefSeq and is a predicted model, not a curated record.